GGUAACGUUUAAGUCUAGCGGGCCGAAAUUUUUCUUUAUUAAAUUUUCAGUGACGCCCGGGCUUCAGGGUUAGACAAAAGUUUUUUUUCGGUCGAUUUUUUCAGUUUAAUGAGCUGAUUCAGGACCAUUAAUCCUGCAAGAAGCUUUUUGGGGCAAUUUCAGUUUUCAGGAUAGAUUGACACUUUUAUUGUUUAAUUUUUCGGACUUUCAACCACCUGUUUGUCGAAAAAUUAAAUUUUUACAACUUUUUCAGUGACCACCUGUAAACUCCCAGGAACUUUACUGAAAAUAAGUUGUUCUGUCGUGUCACGCAACACCUGAUGUUCAUUGCAGUGCCUGCAAUUGGCCCUUUAAAUCCAUGAGGUUUAGGCCCAAAGAAACUUGGGUUUUAGCACACGUCAUGUUUAUGUAAUUGUUUUCCACGUUUAAAUAAAUGAAUUUGUUUGGGGGUUUUUAUCUUCUGUUCUUUUGUUCAAACCCGGAGUUUUAAUUACCGGAAAAAGACAGCGAUUGCAGUGGUCAAACAUUCGAUACUCUACAAAACAAAAUCCAACAGGUGUUUGUCGGCCCUUUAUCAGUGCAUGCUCAUAAAUCCGGACUGCUGAUGAAGAGGUUCGACGAUAAAAAAUGUUAGCUUGUGUUUGUCAACCGGCCGAUCCGGGGAUUUUCCGGCGGUCUCCGGUACCAUUAGGCGCGCCGCCGUUAAAAAUAAGCACAGGGGCUGUUCCCAAGCCCGGAAGAAGUGUCCGAUUAACGGCUCCGGUCAUCACCGAUCCGCCCGGACUCAAAACCAACGCAGAAAUGAGGACGAAACACAACAAAUGUAAAAAGGACGCGAGUGUGACGAGUGAUAAGGAUAAAUGUAGUGAAAACGGUGACUGUGAUAAGGAGAAAAAGAAAUUGAACGAUUUUGAGAAGUUACCGGACGGUGUGCAGUUGACAUUAAGCGAACUGCGCGAGAUGGCCUGCCGCCAGCAGGCGCAGAUCGACUCGCAGCAUCAGCUGUUGGCCGCAAAAGAACAAAGAUUGAGGUACCUGAAGGAGCAGGAGGCGCGCCAGCAGCGAGUGCAAGCCGAGAGCGAGAGACUCCGGAGGCUGAGGGACCGCGUCGACGCCCAAGAACUCAAACUGAGGAAACUCCGGGCCCUCCGAGGACAAGUGGACCACCAAAAGCAAAACAAUAUAUCUCUCACAAGUGACCUUGACUCGAUUCGUGCCCUCUUCAACGAGAAGGAGAAGGAGUUGUCCUUGGCGGUGGCCAAGGUCGAGGAGUUGACCAGACAGUUGGAGGAGUUGCGACGGGGGCGAACGGCCAGGGACCAGCCCCCCGCUUCUGCCCUUGAACUGGACAAGCUGAGGAGGGAGCUUAUGUACCGUAACAAACUAAAUGAGCAACAAAAUCAAAGACUAAACCAACAACGAGAAGCUCUAACAGCUCGGCAAGAGGAAAUGAGCGCUAUCGACAAGCGAAUUUCCGAAUUACAAGAGAGAUUACAUAAGAAACGCUUACUAAAUCAACAACUUGCCAAUCAGAUCAGUGCAGCUUCGCAUAAAGCGGCCUAUCACCAACUAGUUCGAUUGACAGGUGAACAGGCCCGAAAACCGGCCAACCAACCCCCAAAUGGCCUUUCGAGGGGUAACAUCGCCGCCGUGGAGCCCUACAACCACGUCCCUUUGCGCACCGGCCAAAAGGAAACCCCCACAUAUCACCCCGUGUACCAUAUCAAAAAAGACGACUUGCAAACCCCCAAUCAGGAGCCUCAAGACAAAAUGGGCUACGAAAAUGACACUCUUAAGGAGUUUACAGUCUCAAAAUCGGACCCCAAAUAUCAAACUUUGCCAUACAACACGAAAUUUACUGUUAAUUUAUUACCGAAUCGAAUAGUGAGAAACGAAAUAGACAAUACAGAUAGUAAAGAUAACGAACACAUAUCAAAUUUGACACAUAUGACAGUCCAUAGCGCCCCCUUGACUCUAGUUAACAAGAACAUCGCAACCCCACUCAACCAGAAGCGCCAAAUUGAGGGUCCCGUGCCCCCGAAGCCCAUCAGUAGCGUCGCCCCCACGUCGGUCCACCACUCGAGCAUCCCCUCAAACAUCUACCAAACAUCCUCGAUCAAAGUCCAACCAGUGGAGCCCCAAACCCAGGUGCUAUCGCCCCCCCAAGCCACCAGCACUCCUGAGGUGGCCAAGCCGGCAUUGCCGCCAAAACCGCCCCCGCGGCAAACCCUGACUGACCCUGAACCGCCCCCACUCCCCCAAACCGAGCCCCCCGACGACUCCGCCCCCAAACCCAACGAGAUGGCAAUCAAAGCAAAACCACUCACUAUUAAGAAGCAGCAAUUGGGGGAAUUGCCAAAAUUACGAAACAACACGACGAAAGUGGCGAAACGGCCCGAACAAACCCUCCAAUUACCCGAAGAGAGGAGUGAUGAUGAUGAUGAGGUGAAGGAGGACGAAAACGGGGUGGUGCGACGUUGCAAGAAGGGUAAUUUGAAGUCGGGGAAGUCCAAUCUUGCCAGGAGGGUGAGUUUUGACCCUUUGGCCCUCCUCCUGGAUGCGAGUCUUGAAGGGGAGUUGGAGUUGGUGAAGAAGACGGCCACGCAAGUCACCAAUCCCAGUGCUGCCAACGAUGAGGGAAUCACAGCGUUGCAUAACGCCAUCUGUGCGGGGCAUUUCGAAAUUGUUAAGUAUUUAGUGGAGUUUGGGUGUGAUGUCAACGCGCAGGAUAGUGACGGGUGGACGCCGUUGCAUUGCGCCGCGAGUUGCAACAAUGUUGCAAUGGUGAAGUUUCUGGUCGAGCAUGGGGCUUGCAUCUUUGCAACCACGUUGAGCGACCAUGAAACAGCCGCGGAGAAGUGCGAGGAGGACGAGGAGGGGUUCGACGGCUGCUCGGAGUAUUUAUACAGUGUGCAAGAGAAACUGGGGAUUUUGUCAGGAGGGGUGGUGUAUGCAGUGUUCGACUAUACGGCGCAGCAAGCCGAUGAGUUGAGUUUCAAAGCCGGACAACAAUUGACCGUUUUGAGGAAAGGGGAUGAGAAUGAGAGGGAAUGGUGGUGGUCGAAACUAGGUGAUAAGGAGGGAUAUGUUCCUAGAAAUCUUCUUGGGCUUUAUCCAAGGGUGAAUCGAAGUGAAGAAUAGUAUUAUACAUUUUUGUAUGAUGGAUAUUUAAGUACCUUUGCCUUUUGCUAAACUAUGUAUAUUAUUAUAUAAAAAAUGGGAAUAAAAAGGACAAGUUUAAUACCUUUGCUCAAUAUAAUUUGUAUAUUGUGACAGUUUCAAGGUUUUUCUGUUUGUUAAGUUUGUUUGUAACAAGUUUAUUCGAUUAGGUAUUAUUGUUUUUAUUGCUUUGAAGUAAUAAGCGUUUUAAUAUAUUUUUGACAUAUGUAAAUAUAUAAAUAUGAAAAAUAAUUAUUUACAAUAAAAAUAUUGACUAUAA
Molecule: messenger RNA, 3439 nt
Organism: Tribolium madens (black flour beetle)
Lineage: Eukaryota; Metazoa; Arthropoda; Insecta; Coleoptera; Tenebrionidae
Gene: ASPP
Product: apoptosis-stimulating of p53 protein 1
Exons: 7
Coding region: 628-3141 (837 amino acids)
Biological process (GO): signal transduction; regulation of apoptotic process
Cellular component (GO): nucleus
Molecular function (GO): p53 binding
Source: RefSeq, a predicted model, not a curated record